Molecule: messenger RNA, 1086 nt
Organism: Rotaria sp. Silwood1
Lineage: Eukaryota; Metazoa; Rotifera; Eurotatoria; Philodinida; Philodinidae
Source: the annotation of a GenBank genome assembly
AUGAGUUCUGAUUUACCUGAUAUAACAAAAUUUCUUCAUGAUGAAACAAAAAAUAAACUUGUUAUUUAUGAAUUAGAAUUCAAUAAAAUUGAUGAUCCAAAUGAAAAACUUCAUACUCACGCUAAAUCCCAAGGACAAUGCGCAUGUCGAUUAUGGUUAAUUUUAUUUUUAGUAAAUUUUGCCAUAAUAGCUAUCGUUAUGCUUUUACUUCUUUUACUCUUAAUUGAAAUUGGACCUGUGCGUGUGUUUUGGUUAUGGUGUGUAAAUAUGUCAUUUAUCAAAACUGAUCCUCGACAUGUAUUAUCAUGUGGUAUUUUCUAUUGCAUCCUUAUUGGUUCAACAACAUUGUCGAAUUUAUAUUUAGCAUCGAUUUCUAUUGAUAGAAGUAUCAUGAUUCUUUGUCCAAUGCGUUAUCGUUCAAUAGUUACACGACCUCAUGCGAUAUGUCGUAUUAUAUUGAUUUGUUUAGUAAUUACUUUAGUUUUAAUUCCUCAUUAUUUUUAUUUACAUUAUGAUGCAAAAGCUAUAUUAUUUCUUUGUAAUUUUACUUCAUCAAAUAAUCGCCAACGAAUUCAUUUCAUAUCAUUAAUACAUACAAUUCUUUUUGUAUCUAUUCCAUCAUUGAUUGUAUGUAUAUCUUCAAUUAUUUUACUAAAUAAUCGACGUCAACACAAACGCAAGCAUAAAAGAGCUUUAAGUUUAAAUGCUCGACGUAUGCAUAAACGUUCAGUACUAAUUUUUUUACUUUCACUUUGGUUCUUUCUAUCUUUAUUACCAGCAUUUAUUGUCGAAAUAUUUGUUUUAUAUGAUCGAUUUUUCUAUGAUGAUAUACGUUGUUCAAUACGAUUGAAAAUAUAUAAAAUUUUAUACAAUUGCUUUUUAAUAUUUUCAUCAAUUAAUUAUUCGACUAAAUUUUACAUUCAUCUUAUUAUAUCGACAUCAUUUCGAGAGAGUUUUAUUCAAUUUAUUUGUUGUCAAAACCAUAAAAAAUCAUCGGGAUUAAUAAAAAUGAAUAACAAAAACAAGAAUAAACACCGUUUACUUCCACUUUUGAAUCAGAACAAAGCAAAUGUUAUCGAAAUUUAA